This is a messenger RNA of Bubalus bubalis (water buffalo), 7746 nucleotides long. It is a transcript of the gene MUSK, whose product is annotated as muscle associated receptor tyrosine kinase. The record is from RefSeq and is a predicted model, not a curated record. Gene Ontology annotation, biological process: protein phosphorylation; cell surface receptor protein tyrosine kinase signaling pathway; multicellular organism development. Gene Ontology annotation, cellular component: signaling receptor complex. Bases 400 to 3069 code for a protein of 889 amino acids. Lineage: Eukaryota; Metazoa; Chordata; Mammalia; Artiodactyla; Bovidae. The transcript has 17 exons. Gene Ontology annotation, molecular function: protein binding; ATP binding; transmembrane receptor protein tyrosine kinase activity.
AUCCAGAGUUCUGAGAUGAGUGCAGGAGAGAUGAUGAGCUGACUCAGAAGAUCAGGAAAACUAUACUUCAGGGAAUACAAUGAUGGUUACAAAAGGCAUCUGGUAUUGUCCUUCUGCUACUGUCUUAAAAGGGAUUCUAGAGGGAUUUUCUUUCCCUUGUUCCUCCAGCCGUACACUUGCAUUACUGGCCUAAGGGGAUACUCACCAGCUGGCCGUGUCUAUCAUUACAGCCAAGUCUGAGAAUUCCUGAUUAUACUUAGAGCCAGCGGAGCUGCUGACACAAACAGUCAUUAGCAGACGACCCUUUUGGAACAAACUAUGCUUUAAAAUGUAAACGGUGGAGGCAUUUUCCUUGCGUUGUCCAGAAAGAACUUUCUGCUGCCUGAGCCUGGAUUAAUCAUGAGAGAGUUCGUCAACAUUCCACUGGUACAUAUUCUUACUUUGGUUGCCUUCAGCGGGACUGAGAAACUUCCAAAAGCCCCUGUCAUCACCACUCCUCUUGAAACAGUGGAUGCCUUAGUUGAAGAAGUUGCUACUUUCAUGUGUGCGGUGGAAUCCUACCCCCAGCCUGAAAUUUCCUGGACCAGAAAUAAAAUUCUCAUUAAGCUCUUUGAUACCCGGUACAGCAUUCGGGAGAAUGGUCAGCUCCUCACCAUCCUGAGCGUGGAAGACAGUGACGAUGGCAUUUACUGCUGCAUUGCCAACAAUGGUGUGGGAGGAGCUGCUGAGAGCUGUGGAGCUCUACAAGUGAAGAUGAAACCUAAAAUAACUCGUCCUCCCAUAAAUGUAAAAAUAACAGAAGGAUUAAAGGCAGUUCUACCAUGUGCUACAAUGGGCAACCCCAAACCCUCAGUGUCAUGGGUCAAGGGGCACAGUGCUCUCAGGGAAAAUUCCCGGACUGCGGUUCUUGAAUCUGGGAGCUUAAGGAUUCAUAAUGUACAAAAGGAAGAUGCAGGACAUUAUCGAUGUGUGGCAAAAAACAGCCUUGGGACGGCAUAUUCCAAACUGGUGAAGCUGGAAGUGGAGGCUCUUAAUAUGACAAAUGCCACAGAGAGAGAAGAGAGUGAACCUGAGCAAGAUACUAAAGUUUUUGCCAGAAUCCUGCGGGCUCCUGAAUCCCACAAUGUCACCUUUGGCUCCUUUGUGACCCUGCGCUGUACAGCCACAGGCAUCCCUGUGCCUACCAUCACCUGGAUUGAAAAUGGAAAUUCUGUUUCUUCUGGGUCUAUUCAAGAAAGUGUGAAAGACCGAGUAAUUGACUCAAGACUGCAGCUGUUUAUCACCAAGCCAGGACUUUACACAUGCAUAGCUACUAAUAAGCAUGGAGAGAAAUUCAGUACUGCCAAGGCUGCAGCCACCCUAAGUAUAGCAGAAUGGAGCAAGCCACAGAAAGAUAACAAAGGCUACUGCAGCCAGUACAGAGGGGAGGUGUGCAAUGCUGUCCUGGCACAAGACGCUCUUGUUUUCUUCAACAACUCCUACGCAGACCCUGAGGAGGCCCAAGAACUACUGGUUCAUGCUGCCUGGAAUGAACUGAAAGCAGUGAGCCCAUUCUGCCGGCCAGCUGCUGAAGCUUUGCUGUGUAACCACAUCUUCCAAGAAUGCAACCCUGGGGUGGUACCUACUCCUAUGCCCAUUUGCAGAGAAUACUGCUUGGCAGUAAAGGAGCUCUUCUGUGCAAAAGAAUGGCUGGUGGUGGAAGAAAAGACCCACAGGGAACUCUACAGAUCUGGGAUGCUUCUGUUCUCCAUGCCAGACUGCAACAAACUCCCCAGCAUGCACUGGGACCCCAUGGCCUGUACCAGACUGCCAUACUUAGAUUAUAAAAAAGAAAACCUAUCAACAUUCCCGCCAAUGACGUCCUCAAAGCCGAGUGUGGACAUUCCAAAUGCGCCUUCCUCCUCCUCGCCCUCCUUCUCUGUCUCACCUACGUACUCUAUGACCGUAAUCAUCUCCAUCAUGUCUAGCUUUGCCAUAUUUGUGCUUCUUACCAUAACUACUCUUUAUUGCUGCCGAAGACGAAAACAAUGGAAAAAUAAGAAAAGAGAAUCGGCAGCAGUAACCCUCACCACUCUUCCUUCUGAGCUCUUGCUAGACAGACUUCACCCCAACCCCAUGUACCAGAGGAUGCCACUCCUUUUGAAUCCCAAGUUGCUCAGUCUGGAGUAUCCCAGGAAUAACAUUGAAUAUGUGAGAGAUAUCGGAGAGGGAGCAUUUGGAAGGGUCUUUCAAGCAAGGGCCCCAGGCUUACUUCCCUAUGAACCUUUCACAAUGGUGGCAGUGAAGAUGCUCAAAGAAGAAGCCUCAGCAGAUAUGCAAGCAGACUUUCAGAGGGAGGCAGCCCUCAUGGCAGAAUUUGAUCAUCCUAAUAUUGUGAAACUCUUAGGAGUGUGUGCAGUGGGGAAGCCCAUGUGCUUACUCUUUGAAUACAUGGCCUACGGAGACCUCAAUGAGUUCCUCCGCAGCAUGGCCCCGCACCCCGGGCGCGGCCUCAGUCCCAGCGACCUGUCCCCCGGCUCACAGGCCUCCAGCCCCGGGCCCCCGCCCCUCUCCUGCGCGGAGCAGCUGUGCAUUGCCAGGCAGGUGGCCGCGGGCAUGGCCUACCUCUCCGAGCGCAAGUUCGUCCACCGCGAUUUGGCCACUAGGAACUGCCUGGUGGGUGAGAACAUGGUGGUGAAAAUCGCCGACUUUGGCCUCUCUAGAAACAUCUACUCGGCGGACUACUACAAAGCCAAUGAAAAUGACGCCAUCCCCAUCCGCUGGAUGCCCCCCGAGUCCAUCUUCUACAACCGCUACACCACGGAGUCUGACGUGUGGGCCUACGGGGUGGUCCUCUGGGAGAUCUUCUCCUACGGCCUGCAGCCCUACUACGGGAUGGCCCACGAGGAGGUCAUCUACUACGUGCGGGAUGGCAACAUCCUCUCCUGCCCCGAGAACUGCCCCCUGGAACUGUACAAUCUCAUGCGUCUGUGUUGGAGCAAGGUGCCUGCAGAUAGACCCAGUUUCAGCAGCAUCCACCGAAUCCUGGAACGCAUGUGUGAGCGGGCGGAGGGCAGUGGGGGUGUCUGAGGUCCAAGAUGGGCAAAGAGAAAUCUCCAGUCUCUUCUCAGACUCUGGGAGCCAGAGGAGUGCAACGCCCGAGCCCCCAGGAGACCCAGAUAGCAAAGAGUAGCAGACAAGGGUACCAUGCUGCUUGUUUUUCAGAAAGAAAAAAAAAAAAAAAGACUGGGCAGAACUCCUGGAGUGGGUGGAAAUUGGGUGAAGGGAAAGGCAGGUGAGAAAACGUGUCAAAUAACCGGAGGUAACUACUGUUCCUCACGGGGAAAGUUUGUAUUACAUAUUGUACCGGAAAGAAUGCCAUCCUGUUCAGUUCCUGAAUUAGCUGGCAGCAGAAUAAGGCUCUGCUGUAUUAAAAAUUAAUAUGAACUGCAGUUGAGAGCUUCAUUUUUAAUAGAGUUCAUUCCUGUCCAUUAGGAAAGUAGUGUAUUUUCCUGUAAGAAAUUUAGCUCAAGCACAGAAAACUCCGAAGAAGGAAAAACCAUUCAUUGUCUCCUCACCCAAAGAUGGGUGUUGGUUUUUUAUUCAAUUUCUUUCUUGAGUUUAAUGCACACUUUUAUAUUUGUUUGUAUUCGACAGAGUUGUGGUUUACUUUAUUGAUAGAGAGUUUCCAAGGAAUAAAGUGAUAAUCAGCAAGAUUAUAUUUUUAUUGUGAAUUUUAGUUCUCUUUUUCUUUGUUUCUUUAGAAGCUUUCCUUUGUGCACACGUGUCAUGAAUUUAAUCUGCUUGCUUUAUUCUUACGGUUUUUUUUUUUUUUUUCUGAAAAUGUCUUUGUGUCUAUUUACCUUUUCUUUUUGAAAAUUUUAUUGGUACCUUUUUCUUUGUCUCAUCUUUCUUUAUUUAGGACUUGGUUCCUUUUUGGUUAUUUGGCUGUUUUUUCCUUUUGUUUCACCUAUACAACAAACACCUUGGCAGAAAUAAUAACUUUCUAAGUAACAUUAUGGACUGUUACAUAUAUGCCUUUUCCAAAGUAUAUUACUAUUACUAUUUUCUUCUGUACCUGCUUUUGAAAUUACCCAUUUCAAAGUUGUCAUUCAUUAAUUUUAUUGCCACAGAGUAUUCCACAGUUUAUAACAUGGGAAUUCACAAGAUGCUCAUGUGACUGAGUUAUUUCCAACUGAUUUUGUUCAUUCUGACAUUUUUUUCCCUUCUAGAAACCAAUUUGAUAGGUAGCAGGAUUAAUAUAGUGCUAUUCACCAACUUUCUGCAUGACUUGUUCGCUUGUCUUGUUACAUCUUAUGAUUCUUAAAAAGAAAAAAGCAAGACAAAACAAAACCCUCUGAAACUCAGAUUCUUGGUGCACAAGAUUUCCCAAUGGAGUCCAGAAAAUAUAUCUUUAUCUGAGGCCAACAUGGAUAUGAGUUUCUUCCUGAUAUUAUAUAACACAGAGUCUCCUGAAAAGCAAAGAAAUGGGAAAGAGAAAAUAGCAGGCUACUCUGUGGCCAGUUGACUUUGAUUCAACCUAAUUGGUAGUAAGGACAGUGGAGAAAUGGUCUGAAUUCUUGAAAGUAGAUUUUCCUGCUGUCCUCUGGAGGGCUCUACCUGAUAUCUCCAAUUGCACCUGCAAACAACAACUUUGUUAUCUUUUCUAGAAAAUCUGCAAUGCCUUGUUCAUAGUCACUGCAGGCCACCGAGACAAAAACAGUUUCCCUCUCUUUCACCAGUGAAAACCCUACCAGUUUUACUUUCUAAAGCCCUCCUGCACACACCACCUCCCCUUCGAAGCGACCACCCACUGUUCAAACCCUAUUGUUGUCUCUUCUCUCAUCUUUCUCCCAUUUCAGGCCAGAUAAGAUUCCAUGGGCUAUGACAAAACAAAAUGACUCGCAAUUCUGAUUUACAAAUAAGGAAGCCAGGAGUUAGGACUGAGACCUUGAGAGGUGCCUUAGAUUCAAAUUGUGCUUUGAGACAGUCAUCCAAAGAGCUGAUGAGGAAUGAGGUUGCAAUAUGAGUCUAAGACAGAAGGCCAAGAGGCCAGCAAAGCAGAAAACUUGGGGUGAGCCACCAUCAAGUCUGGAACUUUCCUGUAGACAUCUAUGGCGUGACACGUGUGUCAUAUAGGCUCUGAAAACUUCAAAGACAUCUUUUUCCUCAGCUGACAGAGUUUUAUUAUAAAAGAAAAGCCAUGAAGUCAGGCCAAUCAGAAAAGCUACUCUAUUGAAAAGCAGGGGGACUUCCCUGAUGGUCCAGUGGCUAAGACUCUGAGCUCCCAAUGCAGAGGCCCCAGGUUCCAUCCUUGGUCAGGAAACUAGAUCCCACAUGCCACAACUAAAAGUCCCACUUGCUGUAGCUGAGACAUGGCACAGCCAAAUGAAAUAAAUGAAAAUAAAUUUAAAACAAAGAAAAGGAAAGCAGAGUCAGGAUAGUGAGAGUUGCCAUGGGGCUGGUGCAGCCGAGAUUGUGCUGCCCUUCAGAGCCAGGUUUCCACCGGCUUGUUCCAUUGUCUGCCACUUUGAGCUUGCUUUGCUUCCCUUCCCACUGCAGGGUAACUGCCCUUACUUUCCUGGCUCUUCCUCACGCCUUCUACAGCCUCACAGAUUCUCUGUCUGUGUGCCCUUUAGGUGCUAGUGUUCAAGAUCUCAAAGCAAAAAUAAUCAUAGAUAUAUCGGUAAAUAUAGUGAAUGAAUAAGUGGACAAGCAAGUAACUAUAAUAGAACCCAUCCAAUUUUAUUAAAUAUUUAAAGGAACUGAAAACUAAAAUAGCAACUAGAAUCCUCAUGACAAUAAUUUUAGUAAUACUAUCAGCUAGCAUUUCUUGAAUACUUACCACAUAUAUUCUAAGGCCUCUAAAUAUAUGUAUUUAUUUCAAUUAAAGUAAAUGUAUUAACUUAAAACACAACAUCCCUGUGAUGUUGUAGCAUCAUUAUGCCCUUUUUUAGGUGAGGACACGGGCACAGAGAGGUUGUGUAACUGGCCUAAGCACACAGAGCAGCAGAGCCUAGGUUGUGACAAGAGGCUGAAUUCUCAGUCACCAUACCAAGGUGCUUCUAAUGAUUCCAGAGGAAACAACUGAAACUUGAUGACUCUGUGGAGAUGAUUUAUAAUUUGCAUCUGGUUUCAAAGCAUACAGUAUAUCCCUCUACCACCAAUUUUCUAUCCCAUUCUUUUCACUGAAUAACAAAAUGUAUAUUUUAGCAUUGUUGCUUUUAUAAAAAAAAAUCCAAAUGAUGAAAUGUGUAUAUUUUGUGAGCUCUAAAUGCAUUUUUAGGCUAUGUCAGGAUCACUGUCUUAUUUCCUUGGUGCUCGUCCCAAGGUUCUGUAUCUCAGGGACAAGGGCCCAGUAUUUACCAGUAUUGUUUUCUUUUGUAAAUACAGAUUUCUUUUUCCAUUGUAAAAUCAGUGUAUAAAUUGAAAAAGAGAGAGAUCAGGAGAGACAUUUACAGGGCUGUUGUCACCAAUGGACAGGACCGGCAGCAGUAAAGCACCCGCAAGUGAUAUUAAGUGGCAGAAUAUUAAAUGUGAUGAGUUCCAGGGACUGUGCAUAGUGCCAAAAGAAUGCAUUUGCUGGUAUCACAAUUGAGCAGGAAAGGGGCCCUCCUUCCAGUCUGCAGGAUAUUAUAAACCUGUUCUAUGUCAUUCGGUGUAUUUCUAAGAGUACAAUUUAAUUUCCGAAUAAUAUUCCUUUCUUUGGAUGUACCAUAAUUUAGCUAUUUUCCUAUUUUUAAAACAUUUGGGUUUUUGAACUGAAAACAUUUCAGUUUUUUCCAGUUUUCACUAUUACAAACAAUACUGCAUUGGUCAUCUUCAUUUGGACAUGCCCUAAUUAUUUCCUUAUAGAAAUUCUGAGAAAGAGAAUAUCCAAGCCAAAUGGCAUGCACAAAAUUAAGGCUUUUGUUACGUGUUGUCAUAUCCUCUAGAAACACUGUUCCCAUCUCUGCAUUGUACAGGGGAUGUCAUAGCCCUAAACAUAUGCUGUCAUACACAGAGAAUUAAUUCUCUGUUUUUUAGAAGGCUUUUGUCUACUUGAUUAUAAAUAAAGAUGAUCUCAUUUUUAUUUUUAAAUUACUUAUGAGAUUGCACUUUCCUUGUUUCUAGGUCAUUUUAUAGUUCUUCUUUUGGGAAUCAUCUAUAAGUCAUUUUUCUAUGACAUAGUUCAUUUUCUGAUUGAUUUGUAAGUCAUUUUAUUUAAUAAAUAGUAAACCUUUGUUAUACUUUGCACAAAACAGAAAAAUAUGUAUAUAACUUUUAUUUUAAAAUAGCAUUUGCUUCAUUAUUGAAAAAGCAUAUUUGUUUAUUUUUUUGAAAAAAAAAUCAAUAAUAUACAAAUAAAGAAAAUGAAAAAUCACCACUAGUGGUAACUAACAUUAACUCAUGAUGAAUAUAGUUCCAGUCUUUUUCAUGUAGGUAAGAAGGUAGAUGAGUAGAUGAGAGAGAUAUAGACUGACAGAUAACCAUUUUAAAUUAAAACAAGAUCAGUCUGUUCUAUUGGUUAAAGCUUUGUUUUUAUCAGAGUGUAUCAAACAUCUUCAACAUCAACAAAUAGUCAUGUGUAACAUGAUGUUCUGUUAUAUGAAGUUACAACUUACUUAACUAUUAUUCCAAGGUUGGACAUUUGGUUUGUUUCUGUUUUUCAUUAUAAAAUACAGUAUUUUUAUAAUCCUAUAGUUAAAUUUUGUGAGCAUCCAGCUCAAGUGAUUUCUUUAUAUAUAACUCCUACAAAUAGAAUUUCUAGAUCAAAGGAUAUACUUU